AUUGGAAACCCUGCAAGGUUUCCUCCUGUUUUCAGAUAUGCCUUCUGCUCUGCAAAUAUAAACCCAGUCAAAUAUGUGACCACUGAGGCCAGCGGUCCUCCAAAGAGACCUAUGAAUGGAUACACAAGAUAUAUCCAUCAACAGCAUCCGCUCAUAGCGAGCCAAUAUCCAGAGAUGAAAGUAGCGGAAAUCAUCAGGAAACUUGCCCAGCAGUGGAGAAUGAUGAGCCCAGAGCAGAAAGAGCCUUUUCGAAAGGCGUGUCUCCUGGGCAUGGAGCAGUACAAAUUGGACGUCCAGAAGUUCAAGGCCCAGCUGAGCCCAGCACAGCUGCAGGAGCUGGCCACCAAGAAAAAGAUGAGGCUGAAGAAAAGGAAAGCCAUCCAAAGGAAGCUAGCAAAACUGAUGUCUCUGAUGGAAGAUUGGAAGAAUCUGUCAAGUCACGAUAAAAAGGUAUACACACAACUAGCUGAGGAUGACAAAAUCCGUUACAAGAAUGACAUGGAGUUGUGGGAGGAUUAUAUGGCGGAGAUUGGACGAGAAGAUCUGCUCCGGUUGUCAAAGUCAAAAAACUAACAAAGGCCAAGUCCAAAGCAGUGCAGAGGACCACAGCUGUGAAGACGUCAAAGCAACUGGAAAGGUAGCAGGAAAACGCUCAGCAAAAACUGUUUCCACCAAGAAGAUAUAAACACGUUCAUCAAUGAAUUGAGAUGGAUGUUUGUGACAUCUGAAGAGUUCGGAUGAUGCACAAUUAUGCUUUCUCUUUUGUAUCCCACUUUUUAUACAUAGUUCCUUGAUAGUCUCUAAUUUCUGCAGGACAAAACUCGCAGUGUAAAAACUGACUAGUAUUACAUUUGUCUGUUCAAGAACAAUUGCGACAAAUAAAGCUUGACUGAUAUAUUUUGACACAAUGUUGAGUUUAUCUCUGUGCAUUUUAUAAACAUCGCUUUUUUGUGUUUAAUCCAUGGCAUAACGCAGAAUCAGACUUUAGGGGUUAAAAACACAUGAAAUCAUCCAUCCAGCAAAUCCUAACUUUAGUUGUCUGCAAUGUUAAAGAAUCAUAAAACUGAACUAUUCUUUGUUUCAGUAAUAAUGUAAAGAUUGACUUGUUCUGUAUUUGUUCUUAAUUCAAGUAAAUUCUCCAAAACCUACA
Molecule: messenger RNA, 1150 nt
Organism: Austrofundulus limnaeus
Lineage: Eukaryota; Metazoa; Chordata; Actinopteri; Cyprinodontiformes; Rivulidae
Product: transcription factor A, mitochondrial
Biological process (GO): regulation of transcription by RNA polymerase II
Source: RefSeq, a predicted model, not a curated record